AUGCCAUUCGGCCUGUGCAAUGCGCCGGUCACGUUUGAGCUUCUCAUGGAGCGGGUGCUCGCCGACAUUCCUCACAGCCAUUGUGUGGUGUACCUGGAUGACCUGCUGGUCCAUGCGAGUGAUUUCAGCAAAGCUUUGGGCCACCUGACCGGCGUCUUCGCUAUUCGUCACGCUGGUCUGCGGCUGAACCCUGCCAAGUGCCACCUACGACAGAGAGAGACUACUUUCCUGGGUCAUGUGGUCAGUGCUGAAGGAGUGGCGACUAAACCAGAGAAAGUAGCGGCUGGAUUGGCCGAUCUCGGGCCCCUACACCGCCUAACGGACAAAGGAAAGCCUUUCGUUUGGACUGACAGCUGUGACACUGCUUUCAACCAGCUAGAAGCAGCCCACACAUCCGCGCCCAUCUUGGCGUAUCCGCACGCAGAUCUCCCCUAUGUGGUGGACACAGACGCUAGUGGCAUCGGAAUUGGGGCUGUCCUCUCACAGCAGGGAGGCAAAAGAGAGCGGGUAGUGGGGUACUACAGUCGCACUCUCAGUCGUGAGGAGAGGAACUACUAUGUCACACGCCGAGAGCUGUCGGCCGUGGUGACGGCACGCGAGGAAGAGCGGGAUCGGGACAAGCCCAGGGUUUCCGCUGCUACAACAAACCUCCCUGAUGACCUGUCUUCAGAACAGCUGCAGCAGCUGCAAGAGUCCGAUACCACCCUGGCCCUGCUCAGGAAGUGGCUGGAACUGCCCAGACGUCCUGAAUGGCCGGCAGUAUCCCCACAUGGCACGGAUGUUAAGGCCUAUUACUCUCAGUGGGGCAACAUCGAGCUACAUAACGGCUUGUUGUUCCGGAGGUGGCUGGCUCCAAGGCAAGGCAAAGACAUCUUGCAGUUAUUAGUGCCCCGUUCACUUCAACCUCAAGUCCUUCAGAGUGUGCACGGCUCAAUCGUCUCAGGCCACUUUGGCAUCUCCAAGACCCUCCGUCGGCUUAGGGGACGUUUCUACUGGCCCGGCUGCCGACAGGACGUGGAAAUACAUGUGCAUUGUUGUGAUUUGUGCACUGCUCGGAAAGGUCCCACCCAGCGCUCACAUGCCCACCUUCAGCAAUACCUGGUCGGGGUACCAACAUAA
Molecule: messenger RNA, 1119 nt
Organism: Knipowitschia caucasica
Lineage: Eukaryota; Metazoa; Chordata; Actinopteri; Gobiiformes; Gobiidae
Source: the annotation of a GenBank genome assembly